Cadophora gregata is the source of this 546-nucleotide messenger RNA. It is a transcript of the gene BNA1, whose product is annotated as 3-hydroxyanthranilic acid dioxygenase. Lineage: Eukaryota; Fungi; Ascomycota; Leotiomycetes; Helotiales; Ploettnerulaceae. The coding region runs from base 1 to 546 and encodes 181 amino acids. The transcript has 3 exons. Gene Ontology annotation, cellular component: cytoplasm. Gene Ontology annotation, biological process: 'de novo' NAD+ biosynthetic process from L-tryptophan; quinolinate metabolic process. Gene Ontology annotation, molecular function: iron ion binding; 3-hydroxyanthranilate 3,4-dioxygenase activity. The record is from RefSeq and is a predicted model, not a curated record.
AUGCUCUCCACACCCCUCAACAUCCCGAAAUGGCUGGAAGAAAACUCCCAUCUCCUCAAACCUCCGAUCAACAACUACUGCGUCUAUAACGAUGACAUGACCGUCAUGAUCGUCGGCGGUCCUAAUGCCCGAACAGACUACCAUAUCAACACCACACCCGAAUGGUUUUACCAAUACCGGGGCACUAUGCUCCUCAAAGUUGUCGACGGCACCGAAUUCAAAGAUAUCCUCAUCCCGGAAGGUAGCAUGUUCCUGCUACCACCAAACACACCACAUAACCCGGUACGGUUCGCAAACACAGUAGGCGUCGUGCUAGAGCAGCCGCGGCCGGCGGAUAGUGUCGAUACUUUGAGAUGGUACUGCGCGAAUGAAGCGUGUAGGCAGAUUGUAUAUGAGGAGAGCUUCCACUGUACGGACUUAGGGAGCCAGAUCAAGGAGGCGGUUAAUGGGUUUAAGGAAAGUGAGGCGAAGAGGAGGUGCAAGGCUUGUGGGACAAUGGCGGAGAGUGCGCCGAGAGAAGGUGAGAUUAAGGAUCCGAAUUUGUGA